GGGAGAGAAAGUUGGUUGAGGAGGAUCCUUCCCUUUGCCUUUACCCUUUUGCUCUCUUCUACCUCAGCCUUCCUUCUUCCUCCAUCUUCAGCGUCAACGCCUGCAAUCAGACCUUCCCAUUUCUUCCUCAAUUCGCUUGAUCCCGUUUUUUGAAUCUAAACCCAUCAUGGCCACCACUGGGAACAAGAACAUCAACGCUAAAUUGGUGCUGCUUGGGGAUGUUGGAGCUGGAAAGUCUAGUCUUGUAUUGCGCUUUGUUAAAGGUCAAUUUGUUGAAUUUCAGGAGUCAACCAUAGGUGCUGCAUUUUUCUCCCAAACUUUAGCUGUCAAUGAUGCAACAGUAAAAUUUGAGAUUUGGGAUACAGCUGGUCAAGAGAGAUACCAUAGCUUGGCUCCAAUGUACUAUAGAGGAGCUGCCGCUGCAAUCAUUGUGUAUGACAUAACAAAUCAAAACUCAUUUGAAAGGGCAAAGAAAUGGGUCCAAGAACUUCAAGCACAAGGCAAUCCAAAUAUGGUUAUGGCUCUUGCUGGGAACAAAGCUGAUUUGCUAGAUGCAAGGAAGGUGACAGCAGAGGAAGCACAAUCAUAUGCACAAGAGAAUGGCCUUUUCUUUAUGGAAACCUCUGCCAAAACUGCAGCUAAUGUUAAUGAUGUUUUCUAUGAAAUAGCAAAAAGGCUACCUCGAGUGCAGCCAGCACAAAAUCCAGCCGGGAUGGUUCUGAUGGAUAGACCUGCGGAGAGGACAGCAAGUGCAUCCUGUUGCUCGUAGGUAUCUAGGCGGUGGUUGUUGCUGUCUGCCUGCAACUUCUAAGUAACUCCCUACAGUUGAAGUUCAUCUUUCUUAGCCUCUGUUGUCUUUGUACUAUCGAUUCAGAAAUGUACAUUCAUGUUUGUCUAGAUUGCUCCUUAUCAACUGCUGAAUCACUUUGGAUGUUGACUUCUCUUGUAAUUAACAUGGUGCAUUAUAUUUUCUUUCAUAUAUGGUGCAUGUUCAAAUGAAUAAAAUAUUUUGCUUCAU
This is a messenger RNA of Rubroshorea leprosula, 1018 nucleotides long. The record is from the annotation of a GenBank genome assembly. Lineage: Eukaryota; Viridiplantae; Streptophyta; Magnoliopsida; Malvales; Dipterocarpaceae.